Messenger RNA from Ostrea edulis (European flat oyster), 1734 nucleotides. RefSeq names its product glutathione reductase, mitochondrial-like. Lineage: Eukaryota; Metazoa; Mollusca; Bivalvia; Ostreida; Ostreidae. The coding region runs from base 50 to 1438 and encodes 462 amino acids. Gene Ontology annotation, molecular function: NADP binding; flavin adenine dinucleotide binding; glutathione-disulfide reductase (NADPH) activity. The record is from RefSeq and is a predicted model, not a curated record. Gene Ontology annotation, cellular component: cytosol; mitochondrion. Gene Ontology annotation, biological process: cellular response to oxidative stress; cell redox homeostasis; glutathione metabolic process. The transcript has 11 exons.
CAAAAAAAAACAACAACCUUCGAAUCAGUGAAUCAGAACGGAUAAACAAAUGAGAGUGUCGUUACGGUUGUUAGCGAAAAUGCCGCCCGUGCUAAAGAAGUUCGAUUUUCUUGUCAUUGGAGGGGGGUCGGGAGGAAUCGCCAGUGCUAGACGAGCAGCAGAGUUCGGUAUUAAAGUGGGACUAAUCGAAGAAGCUCGCAUGGGAGGCACGUGUGUUAAUGUAGGAUGUGUCCCAAAGAAAGUAAUGUUCAACACUGCAAUGCAUGCAGAAAUGAUCAAGGAUCACAAAGAUUAUGGUUUUGAUGUAGACUUCAAGCAGUUCACCUGGGGGACAGUGAAGGCGACCCGAGACAGCUACAUAAAACGACUGAAUGGAAUUUAUGAAACCAAUUUAGACAAGUCCAAGGUGGAGCACAUUCAUGGUCAUGCCAAGUUCACAGAUGAUGGGAAGGUUGAAGUGGCAGGCAAUCUGUAUGAGGCCGAUAAGAUUCUGAUCGCUACAGGGGGUUACCCAGUCAUCCCACAGACUCCAGGGGCGGAGCAUGGAAUUACAAGUGACGGUUUCUUUGAACUUGAAGACCUUCCAAAGCAUGUGGUCGUUGUAGGAGCUGGUUACAUAGCUGUGGAGCUGGCGGGAAUAUUUGGGGCAUUAGGUGCCACCACAUCACAGCUGAUUAGAUAUGACCAGGUACUGAGAAAUUUUGACUCCAUGAUAAGUCAGGCAGUUACUGAGAACUUAGAACACGGAGGAGUGGAAGUCAGGCGUAGAACACAGAUAAAAAAAGUUACCAAAGAGGGAGAUGGCACUUUAACAUUGGAGCUGAACUCUGGUGAGAUCUCGGGGGUAAACUGCUUACUGUGGGCUGUGGGAAGACUGCCUCACACUGCAGGGUUGAACCUGGAGAAACUGGGUGUUCAAAUGGAUAAGGCUGGUCAUAUAGUGGUAGAUGAAUACCAAAACACAACUGCCAAAAAUAUUUAUGCUCUGGGAGAUGUUUGUGGCAAAGCCCUUCUGACUCCAGUUGCCAUAGCAGCAGGUCGUAGAUUAGCUCACAGACUCUUUGACAACAAGCCAGACUUGAAGCUAGAUUACAGCAACAUUGCCACAGUCGUAUUCUCCCAUCCACCAGUGGGUACAGUGGGCUUGACAGAAGAGGAAGCUAGAACUAAAUAUGGCCCUGAGAACAUAAAGAUCUACACCUCGAAUUUCACACCCAUGUAUUAUGCUGUCACCUCCAGGAAGGAGAAGUGCAUGAUGAAGCUGAUCUGUGCCCUCCCAGAUGAAAAAGUGGUGGGUUUGCACAUGGUGGGACAGGCUGUAGAUGAAAUGCUACAAGGAUUUGCUGUCGCCAUAAAAAUGGGAGCCACCAAGGCUCAGUUUGAUGAAACAGUGGCCAUUCAUCCUACGUCAGCUGAAGAGCUGGUAACCCUCCGAUAAAAAGUAGCAGCAGUUUUCUACCUCAACAACCACGAGUUGUUAAUAUCAGCGAGAACUUUGUGUAUCUGUCAGACAUGCAUUGAUUCACUUUUCAUCCUUCUUUACACAAUGUUACUAUUGAAGGACAAAGUCUGCCAUAGCUUAUUUUAUUACAUCAUUACAUUCUAAUGAGUUCUAAUCAAUUUGCAAUGUACAUUAAAGACAUCAUUUAUAUCAUAUCAAUUUUCACUGUGAUAUACAUGUAAAUAUAUAAAUCUAUUGUAAUUAUAUUUUCUAAUAAAAACACAAAAUUAUCA